UGGCCAGAAGAGCAGCGGUGCGGCGGACGUGACAACCUCUUGUGGUAGGGAGUCACCGGUGUACAAACCCUGUAUAUAUAUUUCUCUGUUUACGACCUAAAACUUAAACAUCAUGGAUGAGGAAUAUGAUUGUAUCGUCCUUGGUACUGGCCUGAAGGAAUGUAUCAUAUCAGGCAUGUUGUCAGUGUCGGGGAAGAAGGUGCUGCACAUGGACCGCAACAAAUAUUAUGGCGGGGAGAGUGCCUCUAUUACGCCCCUGGAGGACCUCUUUACCAAAUUCAACCUCCCACCACCAGAAGAGGCAUACGGCCGAACUAGGGACUGGAAUGUUGACCUCAUUCCCAAAUUCCUGAUGGCUAAUGGUCAGCUUGUAAAACUCCUCAUCCACACUGGUGUUACUCGUUACCUGGAGUUCAAGUCCAUUGAGGGUAGUUAUGUGUACAAGGGCAACAAAAUUUCCAAAGUUCCUGCUGAUGAAAAGGAAGCCUUAACGUCAGAUCUGAUGGGUAUGUUUGAGAAGCGAAGGUUCAAGAACUUCCUAGUAUUUACUCAGGAUUAUCGUGAUGAUGAUCCUACAACCUGGAAAGCUAUGCCAGCUUUUGAUCCCGUUAACACCACCAUGAAUGCAGUUUUUGUUCACUUCAACCUUGACAAGAACACUAUUGAUUUCACUGGACAUGCUCUGGCACUCUACAGGGAUGAUGACUACUUAAAUAAGCCAGCAGGUGAAACACUGAAAAGAAUCAAGUUGUACAGUGACUCCCUUGCCCGCUAUGGCAAAUCACCCUACCUAUACCCUCUGUAUGGUCUUGGCGAGCUUCCCCAGGGCUUUGCUAGGUUGUCUGCAAUUUACGGAGGUACCUACAUGCUGGACAAGCCUAUAGACGAGAUUGUUAUGGAAGGUGGCAAGGUAGUUGGUGUGCGAUCAGGAAAUGAGACUGCCAAAUGCAAGCAAGUGUACUGUGACCCAACUUAUGUGCCUGACAGAGUGGAGAAAGUUGGGCAGGUGGUACGAGCGAUCUGUUUGAUGGAUCACCCCAUCAGUAACACUAAGGAUGCCCUCUCUACACAGAUCAUCAUCCCACAGAAACAAGUUAAUAGGACUUCCGAUAUCUACGUAUCUCUGGUGUCAUAUACACACCAGGUUGCAGCCAAGGGAUGGUUUGUUGCAUUGGUGAGCACUACUGUUGAGACUGACAAUCCUGAAGCAGAGAUCUUGCCUGGCCUCAACCUUUUGGGACCUAUUAAACAAAAAUUUGUGACAGUUUCUCCCAUCUACAAGCCAGUUAAUGAUGGCCAAGAGAACCAAAUAUUUAUUUCUGAAUCAUAUGAUGCCACAUCCCACUUUGAGACCACAUGCUUGGAUGUACUCUCUAUCUACCGCCGAGGCACUGGGGAAGACUUUGACUUCAGUAAGGUGAAGCACAAUCUGGGUGAUGAAGAUAUGUAAGUGGCCCACACAGCAGCUGGCUGGUGCUUAACGGUUGUGCAGCUGUGGUCUUGGACAAGUCAUCACCAUAACCUUCAUAUCUGCUGCCUUCCUUACAUUACUGGCUGGCAUUGGGACCUUCAGAUUGUGAUCUUAGAGCUAGCCCUCAAAUACUUCAUGAAGGAGUCAUGUCGGUACACCAUCAUCAGAUUUUUUUUUUUCAUGAGUUUAUACCAAAGUAAUGAAUUAUUUGAUGAAUAGUUUACUUUUUUAUUGCUAAUGAGAUGACUUUGUAAUUAAUGUUGUGAAUAUACACUAUACAGUGUAGAGAUGGCUAAUUAGUGAUUCUUUAAUUAUUUAAGGCUGCUUUGAUAUUGUUAGCUCACUCUUGCUUGUUACCUGCCCCUGGAAGUGUUUCGAGAAUGGCUGCCACAGUUGCUUUCUUGGUUGGCAUAUCUGUGUGCAGUAGAUGGCAGUGAGUGGUAUUUGAACAUUUUUAUUGAUUGUAUUUGUUGUGCCGGUUGAAAAGUGAAAAUAUUGGCAGUCAGGAUUGUGAAGAAGAGUAGCUACAGAAAUUAAGCCAUUGUUUUGUAAGAAUUUAUAUGAUGAAAUAUUUAAAGUCAAAUUUAGUAUGUAUGUGACCUUGAACCCUGUGUUAUCACAUUCCUCAGUCUAAACCUUAUGUAUGCAUGUAUAAUCUAAUGUAGGCAUAUCAAGUCCUCUUGGGCAUGAAGGCAGAGGUUAAGAGAUCACAUUAUUUUAAAAGUGACAUAAUAAUCAUAGGACAAAAUCGGGAAGGAAUAGACAAAAAAAUGUUGUUUGUGGUAAAUAUUCUUCAAGAAAAACCAUCGUAUAUGACUUGCACUGAGUUGCAGCUCGUAUGUCACACAAUGCAUAUUGACGAACACUGUUGCAACUACUUGCAUCGCUCAAUUUUCACGUGGGUCAGCAUGCUCGAGAAUUUUCUGUAUCUUUGAUCAGUGGGUCUAUCAUUUGGUAUUUAAUCUGGCUAGCAUGUUAUAUUGUUUUUGUACUGUACUGUUUAUGCUAAAACUGCUGGUCACUUUUUGCACUGCUUUCCAUCAUUGGGAUAUGCAAGUUGUCCAACUAUCUUGACAUCUGUAUGCUUUCAUAUGUAAGUCAUUCCAGGUUAAAGGAUAACACAA
Molecule: messenger RNA, 2595 nt
Organism: Homarus americanus (American lobster)
Lineage: Eukaryota; Metazoa; Arthropoda; Malacostraca; Decapoda; Nephropidae
Gene: Gdi
Product: rab GDP dissociation inhibitor alpha-like
Exons: 9
Coding region: 113-1450 (445 amino acids)
Biological process (GO): protein transport; vesicle-mediated transport; small GTPase-mediated signal transduction
Cellular component (GO): cytoplasm
Molecular function (GO): Rab GDP-dissociation inhibitor activity
Source: RefSeq, a predicted model, not a curated record